Molecule: messenger RNA, 1083 nt
Organism: Acanthosepion pharaonis
Lineage: Eukaryota; Metazoa; Mollusca; Cephalopoda; Sepiida; Sepiidae
Source: the annotation of a GenBank genome assembly
AUGUUCCUAUCUAUCUAUCUAUCUAUCUAUCUAUCUAUCUAUCUAUCUAUCUAUCUAUCUAUCUAUCCCAAUCUAUUCAUAUCUAUUUCGUUGUGUUCAUAUGACAAAAGAAAUCACACACUUUCUCUCUCUCUCUCUCUCUCUCUCUCUCUCUCUCUAUCUAUCUAUCUAUCUAUCUAUCUAUCUAUCUAUCUAUUUAACUUAAAUAUCUACAGAGAAUAUCUAUCUAUCUAUCUAUCUAUCUAUCUAUCUAUCUAUCUAUCUAUCUAUCCCUUCGACAAAACGUGUGGAAUUGUAACCGGACUUGGAAUGGGCAUCACUAAGGUAAGCUUGCAUUUUUCUUUCUUUCUCUUUUUUUUUUCUUUCAUUCUUCUAUUCUGUCUUAUUAUAUUUUGUUCUUUCUUUCUUUCUUUUACGUUUUUCUGUUUGAUUGUUCCUUUUCUUUCUUUCUUUCUUUCUUUCUUUAUUUCUUUCUUUCUUUCUUUCUUUCUUUUACAUACCUUUAUGCCAGUGUUUUUGUUUGUUUGUUUCUUUCUUUCUUUCUUUCUUUCUUUCUUUCUUUCUUUUUCUUUUUUUCUUUUUUGUUUUUUUUUUUGUUUGUUUGUUUGUUUUCUUUCUUUUUUCUUUUUUCUUGUUUCUUGUUUGUUUUUUUUUUUUGUUUGUUUCUUUCUUUCUUUCAUAUACCUUUAUGCCAGUGGUUUUGUUUGUUUGUUUGUUCUUUCUUUCUUUAUUUCUUUCUUUCUUUCUUUCUUUCUUUCUUUCUUUCUUUCUUUCUUUCUUUCUUUCUUUCUUUCAAAUACCUUGUAUUCCAGUGUUUCUUUCUUUCUUUCUCUUCUUCUUUGUUUGUUUCUUUGUUUGUUUGUUUGUUUCUUUCUUUCAUAUACCUUUAUGCCAAUGUUUUUCUUUGUUUGUUUGUUUCUUUUUUCUUUUCUUUCUUUCUUUCUUUCUUUCUUUCUUUCUUUCUUUCUUUCUUUCUUUCACAUAUCUUGUAUUCUAGUGUUUCUUUCUUUCUUUCUUUCUUUCACAUACCCUUUAUCUAUGUAUCUUUUCUAUCUAUGUUUGUCGAGGUGGAAAUUUCUAUAA